This is a messenger RNA of Trichobilharzia szidati, 833 nucleotides long. Lineage: Eukaryota; Metazoa; Platyhelminthes; Trematoda; Strigeidida; Schistosomatidae. The record is from the annotation of a GenBank genome assembly.
UGUAGUGGACUAUAAAAAUAUCCUCAAAGAUGCCCUAGAUCAUCAGCUUGUUUCACCUACAGAAAUCCCUUAUUUUGAAGGUGAUUUCUGGCCGAACACACUUGAAGACAUUUUAAAGGAGCUUGAGGAAGAGGAGGCUCGUCAACGCCGUGAAGAAGCCAUGGCUCAAGUGGAGGCUGAGGAUGAUGAUGCAGAUUGUUCCAGUUCUACCAACGAGGGGCUGUCUGGGGACCCAGAUAAGCGUAGCGGCAAGAAAAAGGCGAAGAAACGUAAAGGUAGUAAAAAAGGCAAUACAUCCACUGCAAGUAAGCGAAAACGUUUGGAUGGACCUAUUGAUGGUGCGGAAGAGCUUUCGCGCAAGGUUUAUGAUACCAUGGAGAAGUUAAAGGAAAUAUUUUUUGUCAUCCGUCUUCAUCGACACAAUUCAGCUGCUUCGCUUCCACCCACUACUGAUCCAGACCAACCUGUACAUAGUGAAUUAAUGGAUAGUCGAGAUGCGUUCCUACAGAUGGCCCGCGAAAGACAUUUAGAAUUUUCAUCCCUGCGUCAUGCUAAGUACUCUUCAAUGGUUCUCCUUUAUGAAUUGCAUAUGGAAUUGCGACAGAGCUUUAUGUGUAACUGUAACGUUUGUGGUGCCCAAAUCGAAACUCGAUGGCAUUGUAACGAUUGUGAGGAAUAUGAUUUAUGUUCCCGUUGUUAUAAGACAGAAAACCAUCCUCACCCAAUGGUUCAGUAUGGUCUUGGUAUCGACGAAGAUUCGAGUACAAAUGAAGAAUCAGGUGACAGGCCUAGUGGUGCUGGUACAAUUCCUGAUCAUUGAAGUAGUGUCGAGG